Molecule: messenger RNA, 3810 nt
Organism: Entelurus aequoreus (snake pipefish)
Lineage: Eukaryota; Metazoa; Chordata; Actinopteri; Syngnathiformes; Syngnathidae
Exons: 11
Coding region: 385-3351 (988 amino acids)
Biological process (GO): positive regulation of transcription by RNA polymerase II; intrinsic apoptotic signaling pathway in response to DNA damage by p53 class mediator; peptidyl-serine phosphorylation
Cellular component (GO): cytoplasm; nucleus; PML body
Molecular function (GO): protein serine/threonine kinase activity; transcription coactivator activity; protein tyrosine kinase activity
Source: RefSeq, a predicted model, not a curated record
CGAGGAUGAUGAGUGUGGCUGUCCAGUGGGGAUGUUGAGUUGGCAGAGGAAAUUACAAGGAGAGGACAACGCAGCAGGAGGUGUCAGAAAAGUUACCACAGGGAUAACUGGCUUGUGGCGGCCAAGCGUCGGCUCUUCCUAUCAUUGUGAAGCAGAACUCCCCAAGUGUUGGAUUGUUCACCCAAUAAUAGGGAACGUGAGCUUUGUUUAGACCGUCGUGAGACAGAAAAAUGUCAGUACAGUAAAAAGCCACAUUUGGAGUCCUCAUUUCCAGAAAGUUGGCAUUGAACUUUUAGCUAGCUAGCUAGCUACCGCUGAGCUGAGGCAGAGUGACCGACAGUCAAGGCAAAGCUAAUUCCCAGAUGGCAGAAAAGUGGAACUGCAAUGAGUUUGACAGAUGUCAAGUGGGGGUCGCCACCCCCAGUCCCAAAGACGGUAGGGGUCACAAUCUUUGUGAACACUAACGCCAACAACUACCGCAUCCAGAAGAUCCUCUUCGAGGGCAAAUUCUCCAAAGUCUUUCAGUGCGCUAACCUGUCCACUGGAAAAGAUGCGGCCCUCAAAGUGGUCACCAAACAGAGGGGCGCUAAACUGGAACUUGAUAUGCUAAAAGUUGUGAACGUUCUUGACCCGGAAAAGAAGAACGUUGUGCGCUUCUUUGAGACGUUCACAUUUGAGGGUUACACCUGUCUGGUCUUUGAACUGCUGGACAUGACCUUGUACAACUUGAUGAAGAGGAAGAACUGGACCACACUUUCUCUUGUGGAGAUUCGGCCCAUCGCGCAUCAGCUGCUGACUGCCUUAGAUGCCCUGAAAAGUCUCGGAGUCAUCCACACCAACCUGAAGCUGGACAAUGUCAUGCUGGUCAACUACCAAGCCAAGCCCACCAGAGUGAAGCUCAUUGGCUUCGGCAUGUCCCGCACCAUAUCUGCGGCGCCAGCCUUACUUGGUAAAACCUGUCAGGCUCUGGGCUACAGGGCACCUGAAGUUAUCUUGGGCCUCCCCAUCUCUGAGGCCAUUGACAUGUGGUCUCUGGGCUGCCUGCUGGCAUUCUUGGAUCUGGGUCAGUACCUGUUUGGAGGAGAUAACAAUUCUCUGGUUUUGAAGUACAUGGUCCAGAUUUUGGGUAAAAUACCUGACCACCUCCUCUGUGCUGGCCUGCACACCCACCAAUACUUCAGGCAAAACAAGGAUAGUUUUUUCCCAAAAUGGCAGCUGAAGACCGAGGAGGAGUACAAGGAUAAGAACGGCGACUGGAUCAGUUCUGAGUCUGUGGUGGUGUUGCGUCUAAACAGCUUGGACGAGCUUGUCACAUUCCAUGAAAAGAAAAGAAACUCCAUCAUACUGAAAGAUCGGAGAGCAUUCGUAGACUUCCUCAAAUGUCUUCUUCAAGUGGACGUUGAGCAAAGGAUCAGUCCAGAGAAGGCGCUCCAACACCCGUUUUUGACCAUGGACCAUCUGCACCACAGCAGGCGACUCUACUUCUUAAAAAGCUAUUAUGAAAUGAAGAUGCUGGAAGAAGACUCUCAGCCUGAGGACGUCAUAGGCCGCACACAUGCGGCCUGUCCAACUGGGGACACUAAGGGUGCACAUGACCAAAGUCCAUACGAGGACUCACUGCCCACUGACAGUGCACGUGAUCAGGAUUCGUAUGGGGACCCACUACUCACUGGUAGUCUACGUGAAGAGGGUCUGUAUGAAGUCCAACUUCCCUAUGACAGCGCAUGUGAGGAGGUUGCAGAUGAGGAACCACUGCCUACUGACAGUCGAGAUGAUGAAGGUCCAUGUCCACUUCCCACUGAAAGUCCACUCAAUGAGGGUCUUCCCUUUGACAGUACAAAUGCCGAGGGUCUGAACGAGUAUCCACUACCCUCGGACGGGCCAGGUGAGCAGUGUCACUCUGAAGAACCACAAUCUACUGGCAGUCCACAUGAGGACCUACUUCUCCUUGGCAAUCCACUUGAUAAGGAUCCUGAUAAGUAUUCACUGACCACAGAAAGUGCCCAUGAAGAGGGUCUUUGUGAAGACCCACUGUCUACUGAUAGGCCUAAUGCCAAGGGUGAGAAUGAGUAUCCACUUCCCUCGGACAGUCCAGGUGAACAGCGUUGUUAUGAAGACCCACAACCCACUGACCUACUUCUCCUUGGUAAUCCACCUGAAAAGGAUCUUGGUGAGGACUCACUGCCUGCAGAAAGUUCCCAUUUUGAGGGUCUUCGUGAGGACCCUCUGCCAACUGACAGGCCUAAUGCUGAGGGUGAGACUAAGUAUCCACUUUCGCCGGACAGUCCAGGUGAUCAGGGACGAUAUGAGGACCCAAUGUCCACUGACAGUCCACAUACUGAUUGUCAAGAUGAUGACCAACUUCUCGCUGUUGAUGAAGAUCCAUUUGAGGACCCACUGCUCACUGACCGUGCAAAUCAUAAGGGUCUGUAUGAGGACACAAUGCCCUUUGACUGUGCACUUGAUGAGGGUCCACAUAAGGACCUACUGCUUACUGAUAACGCAUGUACCGAUGAUCCGUAUGAGGAUCCACAGCCCGCUGUGCUUGAUGAAGGUCCACAUGAAUACACUACGUCUGCUUGUGAUGUCAUGCAUCACCAAGGUCCAAGCGAGGACAGACCACCCGCUGACAAUGAAGGUCAAGGUCUAUGUACAAAUUCAUUCCAUUCACCUGGGCAACAUUUCAGUCAUCAAAGGUGUAUUGAUCACAGUUUACCUGAUCAAGGCCCAUGUGUGGAGACUAGCCCCAAAGUUCGCUCUUUUGCUCGAGUUCCUGUUGGUCAAAGCCCUUUCAAGCAAACUCUGCCCAAUGACAGUUCAUGGACUAAGCUGAAGACUAUGUGGCUAAAAAAUAUCAGUCAUCUCUUUGGAUGCAUCAUGAUGACUACAAAGUCGUCAUCUCGUCAAGGUGACCCUGAUCAGGAGUCCAACAGUCAAAGUCCAUGCCAGGACAGAACUCCCAGGUGUGGUGUGUGGGUUUUGCCAAAGAAAAAAACAAUUAACAAAAUUUUACGUUUUUUAAGAAGGAUUACCAAGAAAAGAAAUGCUUCGUCUUGUCAAAAUCCCCCUGAUUGGGCAAAAAACCCUGAAGACUUGAGUAAUGUUACAGAUGCUGUACCUGGUAAAAGGUUAACUGAUCUAGACUUAACUGUUAAAGGUACAGACUUAACUGUUAAAGGUCCAUCCCAGCAGGAAUCCCAGAGUCAAGGUCCAUGUAAGGAGAGUGAAACUCAAGAUCCAAUAUGUUGGGAAAAAGUUCUUACCGAAGGUGGAAGUGACAAGCCACAAAAAUGCAAUUCACUCGGCAAUAUCAGGAGGAUCAAAGUUAACAAAAUUCAUCCCACUGGAUGAAAGUCAAAAGAGGUGCCAGCUAAAAACUCAUGUCAUCAGUUCCACCUUAGCACCAAUCCAGACGCCCAUGAGACAAGGUGGCCAAGACUCGGAGCACAUCCAUGGUUCACUUUCAGCACCAGCAGGUCUGACCACUACUUUUGAACCUCCUGUAAUCUAGCUGGAACCUCUAAAGACUUUAAAGAUGGAACGUCUGUCGAGUAUAGUGUUUUCUCAAAUAGUGGGACCUGAAGCCCCCGCAGGGUCAUAGUGGGGUGAAGGUGGGGUCCCGGGACGCAGAGGGACAAACAUUUAUAUAUUCCUGGUGCAACGUUCCACUCGUCCCUCACUAGGUGGUGUCUGAGUCCAGCCCACUGGACUACACCAAAACAUUGUUUAAACUUUCACAUUUUAACCGAUUCAGUAAUUAUAUGUAUGUGGGACUCUAUACCAGUACUCAACGGUACCCAUUUUCACUAC